Molecule: messenger RNA, 1971 nt
Organism: Electrophorus electricus (electric eel)
Lineage: Eukaryota; Metazoa; Chordata; Actinopteri; Gymnotiformes; Gymnotidae
Gene: lactb2
Product: lactamase, beta 2
Cellular component (GO): mitochondrial matrix
Molecular function (GO): RNA endonuclease activity; single-stranded RNA binding
Source: RefSeq, a predicted model, not a curated record
GCUGAAGCAUUAACAGUUCCUGAAAAACAACCCCACACCAUAAUGCCCCCUCCAACAAACUUUACAAUUGGUACAAUGCAGUCAGACAAGUACCGUUCUCUUGGCAACCACUAAGACCAGACUUGUCCAUCAGAUUACCAGAUGGAGAAGUGUGAUUAGUCACUCCAGAGAACACAUUUCCACUGCUAUAGAGUCCAGUGGUAACUGCAUCCCAUGCCUUGCAUUGCGCUUGGUGAUGCAAGGCUUGGAUGCAGCUGCUCAGCCAUGGAAACCCAUUCCACAAAACUCUCUACACACUGUUCUUGAGCUAAUCUGAAGACCACAUGAAGUUUGGAUGUCUGUAGCAAUUGACUCUGCAAAAAGUUGGCAACCUUUGCAUGCUAUGCAUCUCAGCAUCCGUUGACCCCAAUGCGUCUGCAUGACUAGGUGCUUGGUUUUAUACACCUGUGGCCACGGAAGUGAAUAUAACACCUGAAUUCAAUGAUUUGGAUGUGCGAUCGAAUACUUUCGGCAAUACAGGGCAAGUAGCUAAAAUUAUAUUGAUAUUUCACUGGCUAGAUAGCGUCAAUUCAUGAAAGCCUCUGGUGGGGAGUGCCGACCUAUACUUGCGGGAUAUCGGAAGACAUCGGGGACAUCUUCAUCAAUACUGGAAAUUAAAUUGGACAUGCAUAUGCUUAUAAAUCUUUCUAACGAGCACAAGCGCGUGCUAACUUAAGACUUGUAUUUUGAAAACAAAGACGGUUUCGAAACGGAAGCUCUUGGCUAACUGUGCCUGUUUUGAAAUCCAGCUCUAAAGGAUACUUUUCCACCUGUAGUAACUAGUGGAAUACGAUUCAUAGAAGUAUAUGUAUUUUAACAUCGUGAUUUUUAUUUGUCUCUUUACGAGCGAAAAAUGUCUGUUGUGAUUCCUCGCAUCGAGCAGCUUUCUUCCAGAGUUAUGCGUGUGCUUGGCUGUAACCCCGGUCCGAUGACCCUACAGGGAACCAAUACGUACUUGGUGGGCACAGGGAAAAGGCGUGUGUUGAUAGAUGCGGGGGAACCUUCCAUACCUGAGUACAUCAGUAAUCUUAAGGAAGCGCUCAUGCAGAGUAACACCUCAAUCCAGGAGAUCCUCAUCACACACUGGCAUUAUGACCACGCUGGUGGAGUACCUGAUAUCCUCGCACAUGUACACACAGAUCUCCAGGUGAAGAAACUCCCUCGUACCCCUCCUCAAUCAGAGGAAGUUGGAGAGAAGAAUAGGAAAUACAUUUACCUGAAGGAUAGAGACAUCAUCAAGACAGAGGGUGCUACACUACAGGUGUUGUUUACACCAGGCCACACUGAUGAUCAUAUGGCUCUGUAUCUGGAGGAGGAGGGGGCAGUGUUCUCCGGUGACUGCAUUCUUGGGGAAGGAACGGCUGUGUUUGAGGACCUACAUGACUAUAUGCUCUCACUGCACACACUGCUUGAUGUCAAGGCAGACCUGAUCUACCCAGGUCAUGGUCCUGUCGUCCUGAAUGCAUGCAGUAAGAUCCAGGAGUACAUUUCCCACCGCCUUGCCCGGGAGCAGCAGAUUCUGAGUGUGCUCAGAGAUAAUGCCAUGGAUGCCUUCAGCUCCUCUGCUCUAGUUAAUCUUGUUUACAAGGUGACACAUCCAGACACACCUGAGCAUCUACACAGAGCUGCAGAAAUCAACCUGCUUAAUCAUUUAAAAAAAUUACAGAAAGAAGGAAAGAUCUUCCUAGUUGGAGAUUCAGAGAAGAAAUGGAAGAGCAGUCUGUGAAUGUCUGCUCAAUAGCAUCCUAACAGGCAUGUUCAUAAUAAAGUGUUUAUCAUUAAUUUUGCUUAAAGUCAUUACACUUUGAUGAUCUGUGCUUCUGGCGGUACACUAAAUAAUGGACAGACACGAACAAUGGAUGGCCAUUAGAUGAAAGUGAACAAAUUUAAGGAAUAAAUAUAUAUUUUAAAAUAAAUAUAGCAAUAUUAAAA